AGAGAGAGAGAGAAAGAAAGAAGAUGUUGCUGCAGGUUUUAAUUUUUAAUUUUUUGUUUAAAAGAUUUAAAUUAAAUAAAAAAAAAGUUUUUCGAAAACCCAUUCAUUCAUUAAUCUGUUUGUUUCUCUCUCUUCUUCCUUCCUAUUGCUCUGUCCCUUUCCUUUGUUUUUCCACUCAAUCCAUGGCACAAAACGUGACCUUCUUCAUUUCUAGAGAGCGAAACUGAGCAACUUUACCUUUAAUAACCGCCACAUUAUUGCAAAUUUUGCACUUCAAAAAAAAAGAAAAAAGGGUUAGAGCAAGAAAAAGGACUGUCCUUUUGCUUUUUUUUUUUUUUAGUUUCUGUCAGUCCUUUUUCCUUUCAUAAAGAAAGCAAAAACCUGAGAAUAAUUUUACUCUGAAGAAGAAGAAGAAGAACUCCAAGCUUGUAUAAGCAUUUCAAAUUUGAAUUUGAAAUUCCAAAAAAAAAAAAAGUGAAAUGAAGGGCUUGUUCAUGUUCUUGGCGAUGAUUUCUGUCUGGAUUUCGAUUUUUGCUUCAUCUUCUUCAUCUCCAGUCGAUGUUAAAGCUGAUCCUCCCGUUGCUGAUCCUGUUCUUCCCAUCCAGAGAGAGCCAUUCUUCAAGAACUCCUCUGAUCUGAUUGCUCAUCCUCCAGAUGUGAAAGUGGUAGUUCACCAUCAGGAUUUGAACAAGAAUCUCCUCAUUGCCCUCGUCGUCUCUUCAUCACUUCUUGCUGCAAUUCUGCUCGGAAUUUCCUGUUUCUUCAUUUACAGAGUGAAGUUCUUGAAGAAAUUCCAUGAAACUGAUCGAAAUUCAGUUGUUAAUUUGUUGAAAAUCAAUGGCAAGAAGGGCUCCAUUGCUGCCAUUGAUUACCAGUUAUUGGUUAUUGCCACGAGCAAUUUCGACGAUUCAAAUAUUCUCGGACAAGGCGGGCUUGGUGUAGUUUAUAAAGCUCAUUUCAAUGAUAACUUCCAUGCCGCCGUUAAGAGGAUAUACGGCGGCGGGCAUGACGCCGUGAGGGAGUUCGAGAACGAGGUCGAGGCGCUGAGUAAAAUUCGACACCAGAACAUAGUUUCUCUUUUGGGCUAUUGCAUACACAACGAAGCACGGUUCUUGAUUUACGAAAUCAUGGAGAACGGCUCGCUCGAUUUCCAUCUACACGGCCCGUCGCACGGAUCGGCAUUGACGUGGCAAAUGAGAAUGAAAAUUGCGCUGGAUGUCGCAAGAGGAUUGGAGUACCUUCACGAGCAUUGCAACCCUCCGGUAAUCCAUCGAGAUCUCAAAUCGUCCAACAUUCUCCUCGAUUCCAAAUUCAACGCAAAGCUGUCCGAUUUCGGGCUGGCGAUGAUUUCCGGAGGAAGCUCGAACAAGGCCAACAUCAAGCUUUCGGGAAGCGUAGGUUACGUAGCGCCGGAGUAUCUACUCGACGGUAAAAGUAAACUUACCGAUAAAAGCGACGUUUACGCAUUCGGCGUGAUUCUAUUAGAGCUUCUGAUGGGAAGACGCCCCGUCGAAAGAGUCUCCGAAGCACAAUGCCAAUCAAUCGUGACGUGGGCGAUGCCUCAGCUGACGGACAGAUCGAAGCUUCCGAAUAUCGUCGAUCCGGCGAUCAAGAACUCGAUGGACUUGAAACAUUUGUAUCAAGUAGCGGCGAUCGCAGUAUUGUGCGUGCAGCCGGAGCCGAGCUACAGGCCGCUGAUAACGGACGUUCUACACUCGUUUAUGCCGCUCGUGCCUGUCGAUCUCGGAGGAUCGCUGAGGCUGACCGAACCCGCCGCCGCCGGCGGCGCGCCGUGAUCGGAGAUUGUAUAGCUUCCACUCUCGCCGGAAAAUUGAAGUUGCUGGUUAAGAAUUGAUUCGAAGAAAUUUUGUUAUGAUCUGUUUUAUUACAUCGUCUCCAUGAUUGUCUCUACUGGAUUCGUCUUUGUAUAUAUAGUUAUUUGAUUUUAUUUCUAUGUUACUUCACAAAAAUUUAGAGAA
This is a messenger RNA of Andrographis paniculata, 1979 nucleotides long. RefSeq names its product probable receptor-like protein kinase At1g80640. Bases 480 to 1796 code for a protein of 438 amino acids. Gene Ontology annotation, biological process: protein phosphorylation. Gene Ontology annotation, molecular function: ATP binding; protein kinase activity. The transcript is spliced from 10 exons. NCBI's taxonomy places the organism in Eukaryota, Viridiplantae, Streptophyta, Magnoliopsida, Lamiales, Acanthaceae. The record is from RefSeq and is a predicted model, not a curated record.